Molecule: messenger RNA, 3927 nt
Organism: Pristis pectinata (smalltooth sawfish)
Lineage: Eukaryota; Metazoa; Chordata; Chondrichthyes; Rhinopristiformes; Pristidae
Gene: e2f7
Product: E2F transcription factor 7
Exons: 14
Coding region: 118-2898 (926 amino acids)
Biological process (GO): regulation of transcription by RNA polymerase II
Cellular component (GO): RNA polymerase II transcription regulator complex
Molecular function (GO): RNA polymerase II cis-regulatory region sequence-specific DNA binding; DNA-binding transcription factor activity, RNA polymerase II-specific
Source: RefSeq, a predicted model, not a curated record
CAGAGGGAGGGGACGGUGCCCGCUCUCCGCGCCCCGCCAGAUGCAGCAACUUGCAGCUGCUCUACUUUAACGCCGAGUUAAUAACGCUUGCACACUGAAACCAGCCCCUGCUCCAAGAUGGAGUGUUUGAAAUUGAGGGAUCUCCUGAGCUUUCGAAUAGGAAAAUGUGAUGUCGCCCCGCACGCCCUCAAUGAUGGAGACCAAAAUGCGCAGAAGGAAAACCGGUUCAGAAGCACUCCCAAAACCCCGGUGAAGACGGAACUGGCGCCGAGCGCUGUCUCCAGGCGCAAGUCUUGUACUCCAGAUCGGAUCCAGGUGACGCCGAAUAAACUCCCUGACAAGUCGUCUCCUGAGCCCUGGUCACCCACGGCAAACCUGAGGAUGCUGAUCAGCGCCGCCAGCCCUGACAUCCGCGACCGGGAGAAGAAGAAGGAACUCUUCAGGCAGAUUGAAAACGAGAGGGUCGGAAGUGCUCCUGACGUUAUUCAGCUUUCGACAAUCGAUGACGGUGCCACCGAUGAAUUUGAACAACAGCGGCCCAGCAGGAAGCAGAAAAGUCUGGGACUUCUCUGCCAGAAAUUCCUGGCCCGCUAUCCCAAUUAUCCCAUUUCCACCGAGAAAACGGAAAUCUCCCUGGAUGAAGUGGCAACAGAGCUUGGGGUGGAGCGCAGACGUAUCUAUGACAUUGUGAAUGUCCUGGAGUCUCUCCAGCUCGUCAGUCGCGUGGCGAAGAACCAGUACUCCUGGCACGGGCUCCUGGGGCUCAGGCAGACACUGGCCACCCUGAAGAGCAAGGGAGAGCAGCUCGGGUACGCGGAGCAGCUGGCUCACGUCCGCCACCGGGACCCGGAGCUGGAGCUCGACGGAGAGGGGGAGGAGAAGAGGGACAGUCCCCAGGAGAACUGGGCCGGCUGCCAGGAACCAGCCGGGGAGUCGACGUCUCCCGAAGCCAAGAAUAAAGCAGUGUCCAUGAACAGCAGGAAGGACAAGUCCCUUCGCAUCAUGAGUGAGAAAUUUGUGAUGCUUUUUCUCGUCGCGGAGCCCAGAACAAUUGCCCUCGACGCUGCUGCCAAAAUUCUCAUCGAGGAAGGUCAGCCGGAGGCCGUGGACAACAGCAAAUUCAAGACCAAGAUCCGCAGGCUCUACGACAUCGCCAACGUGUUGACCAGUUUGGGACUCAUCAAGAAGGUCCACGUGAACGAGCGUGGCCGGAAGCCGGCGUUCAAAUGGGUUGGACCGGUCCACCAGAACUUUCCUGAUGGUUCGGCGAGUCACUCUGCUGCCUUAUCCACAUCGACUGGUGCCACAGAGGUGACCACCCCAGUUGCAGUGAACAGAGAGGGGAGACUGGUCUGCCAAGGUUCAAUCAGUUCUCUAAACUGUGUCCCAGCCAAACAGUUCAAACCUCAGUCGUCACUCUGCAGCCCUCAAAGAGUUGGAAAAGCAGCAAGAAGUUUGGAUGCAGAAGAGUCAUCUGGUAAAAUGGCACAGCUCGCUGCAGCUUGCAGGCUCCAGUUUGAGGAAGACAUUAAGGACUUGGAAUCUCGCCCAGGUGAUGGUGUUAGCAGACCAGAGGCUGCUCCCUCGGCAGUUACCACCAUGGCCACUGCUGUUGCCUCCCUCACGAAGCCCCCAGCCCAGACCGACCAACCGUGGACGUUCUGCCUUCCCAACGGCGGGAAGGGUACUGUCUUGCCCCCGGCUGCUGCCCCGGGCUCGGACGAAGGCUACUCCGGUUUCCACAGGAAUCAGCCCUUCGUGCUGCUGCAGAGUCUGCCCUCGACACCCGUCCUCGUGAUGUACGGCAACAUGGACCCCGUCACUGAGUCCCGGCCGUCUGAGCGAGAAGAAGCAUCGCCGCUCAGAUCCGGAGAGCAGAAGGCUGGAAACUCCCGUAAGCGCAGUCCAGUGGAACAACACCCAGUCCCUUAUGGACAAGCAGAGGACGGCAAACCAAGCACAAAGCGACGGAAAACUCUUUGUCGUCCUGAGUGUGACUCGGGUGGGAGCGUUCCUUCAGUGCUAUCUGCGGAUAAGGAAAUGUCAUCCCAGCGCAAAGCUCUGGGAAAUAUCACCGAGUGCUCGAACGUGGUUACUGGGACCUCUGCUCAGUCCCCAACUCGCGGUGAUGAUGUGGACCUGGGGGUAAUUUCUCUCUCGACUGGGACGCAGACGGAGGAGAUGCAGAACCACUCCGCGACGCUGGAGAACGGCCCCACAGAACUGUCCUCGGCAACACCUCGAGUGAACGAGGGAAAUCAGGCGCCUCUGUCGUCCCACAGUCCCGGGCCUCCCUCGUUUGUGACCACCAGUGGAUUAGCCGAAAACAGCCGAUGCUACUGCCUGCCUGCUGCCUCUGGGCGGAGUGACGUGAACCUGCUUCUCUCCGCUGCUCCUGGGCAGGGUGGAUUUGCCAUCCCCCUCGGGCACCUGGCCCCGACCAGCCUUCCCUACCAGGUGAUGGUGCCAGUCUUCUGCCAGACGCUUCCCACCACAACGUCCGCAGGGGGCUCCCUGCACCUUGGCCUGCCCAGCCUCGGACUCCUUCCGGCCGCCCAGCUCCUGAUGGGCGGCGUUCCCAUCUCACCGCCGGGCAGCCCUGCCGCUGGAUGCCCCUCGCCGGAACGCCAGGUCUACUCUGCCAUGCUCGCUCCGUCUUCUGGGGAAAGCCCUCCCACCAAGGCAGACCCCCCAACGCUCCAGCCCGUCACGGUCCUCAAACUGCCGCAGCAGUCUUCGGUUGCAGUGGCUCCCAAGGAUAUCCAGCAGGCGUACACGGAGAAGUUCUUCCACACACCUGUUCCCAUGGCUCAAGGCAAGCAGUUGGAAGGAGUGCAGAUCAAGACUGCAUCACCCGCCCAACGCAAGUUGGAAAUUGAGAACAGUCUCUCCAAGUAAAUUCACCAAAUACACCGACAUCUCUCUAUCGUGGAGUUUCAUUGCCGGUGGAACAUUAACUGCUGUUGCCUGUAUCUCCACUGGUGUUGGGAAUUAAAAUUCCCAACUGUUCCUCAGUCUGCUCUGCCAUUCACCAAUCUGCUGAUUCCGCACUGAACCAUUAAGUGCAUGUGGUCACUGGUUGAGUGGAUGUGAAACAAGCAAGGCAUCACUAAGGAUUUUUAAGCAUCAUUUUCUUUUCGCAGUUUAUUGGGAGAGCUUUUAUCAUAACGCUAUGAUUUACAUUUUAAUAUAUUAAAGAUUGCUGGAAAUAUUUCCAGUGGCAAAUUGGAGCCAUCUUCCCCUCUAGGUACCAAAAAGAGUAACUUAAAACGGUCCUUGAGUGUGGAAGGUUGAGAACUCCCAAGGGCAGGGAAUGUACAAUGAGCCACACCUCUCAGGAGCUUUUAGAAGUAUGUGUAGUGUUACCUAUUUUCCUGAGAUAAUUUUGUCUUUGCAUUUGAUGUCCACCACCGUAACGGUGUGGGUUAGGAAUGUGAAUGUAUUAUUUGACUGCAGAAUACUGUGACAUUUAUCAUUGUGCUGGGUGUUCAUACAGAGAUGUCUCCCCUCUCCUCACAAAAAGAUAUCACAUAGGAAGAGCUGAGGGUUAUUUUAUCAUCAUCGUAAAGGAUACCUCUGCUCCGAUUGGAUGGGAUUUCCUUUUAUCACCACCACUUGUAUAUAAUUUUGGUUCAGUGAAUGUGGGUGGAAUUCGACACCUCCUGCUCCUUCCAGACCUCCUGGUCAGACACAAGUUCGAAUCCCACUAUGGCUGGAAUAUGAAUUUGGAUAAUUAGAUCUGUUAGAGAGCCGGUGAUCAUCGGCAAAGGUGCCAAGGAAAGUGGAGCAAAUGCAGGAAGAUGUGUGGAGGUGCUUGAUCCGACGGAAGAGCCUACUUUUUUAAAAAAAAUUCAUUUACAGGACGAGAGUGUUGCUAGCAAAGCCACCACUUACUCCCCAUCUAAAAUAAAUGACUCUCUCUCUCUC